This is a messenger RNA of Schizosaccharomyces octosporus yFS286, 1519 nucleotides long. RefSeq names its product RNF family protein. The record is from RefSeq and is a predicted model, not a curated record. The transcript has a single exon. The coding region runs from base 67 to 1176 and encodes 369 amino acids. NCBI's taxonomy places the organism in Eukaryota, Fungi, Ascomycota, Schizosaccharomycetes, Schizosaccharomycetales, Schizosaccharomycetaceae.
UCUAAACACAGCUCUACCGCUGCCAGUCAUUGUGACUCUGCAUUGCAUUCUCUAAAGACUCACGAUAUGUCUAACUAUUCAAUUUUGUUAUGUACAUUAGCUUCUAUAAGUUAUGUUAUUUUUCUUGAAGUCAUGGCUUUUGAUUUUGGAAUUAUAGACAGCUUCUUGUCUCCUAGCCGGUUCGGUGGUAGCACGGAUGUUGCCUUACAAUUGCCUGCUCGAAACAUAACAUUGUGGGCAAGACAGGCUAAUUUUGGUAAAGGAUUAACGAAUAGCUCUUUGAUCACAAAGAUUCGGCUUUCCUUGCCCUCAAACUUCCAAGAUGAUAUGACAGGUUGCUCUGACGCAAAGUCUGGACAUGAAGAAAUGAGCAUGUCUUUACCCCUAAAUGAGGAAGAGAAGAAACUCAAAAGGACUUCAGAAGACUCUGUUGACUUUGUUAAAUCGAAAAUUCAGAAUCACGAAGAUGAGGACGAUGAUGCACUGAACUUUCUUGUAGUACAACGAGGCAAGUGUACCUUCUUUGAAAAAGCGCUUCAUGCUCAAGAACAAGGAUUCAAAGGAAUUGUUAUCGGUGACAACAGGAAACAAAUUAAUUCUCGUUUACAAUAUAUGGUAGGUCCUGGAAAAGAAGACUCCUGGGUCUCAAUUCCGUCUCUAUUUGUUUCCACUGCGUCUUUCAACAUUCUGUAUUCCGAUAUAUUGUAUUCAGAAAACGGUUCUCUCGAAAUUUUCGCCAAGCCAGAAGAGCUUAGUGAUAUGUUUUGGCCCUUUCUUGUAUGCUUUUCUCCUUCAAUCGUCAUGCUCGCGACCGUUCAAAUCCUUGCUAUUCGCCGCAUUAUCCGCUCUUAUAAAGAUCGUUCAAAAACGAAAGAAUUCAUUGAAAACUUACCCUCAAGGACAAUUUCAAGGGAAGGAUUCUACGAAGAAGACAUUGAAAACGAUAUCCCAGAUGACGAAGCAGUACCUUUAAUGGACGAAACUGCUAGACGUGCUGCCUAUGGUGUCGAAUGCGUCAUUUGCCUUGAAGCAUUCAAUCGUGGUGAUAAAGUUGUUGCGCUUCCCUGUAAACACGAGUUUCACCGAGAUUGCAUAUCGAAAUGGGUAGUCGACUACAGACAUACCUGUCCUACUUGUAAUGCUGUCGUACCUUUUGCCGGUUCCUCUGUUGAAUAAGCAACAUUUCUGAUCUCCCUCUUCCCAUUAUUCACUCCUUCCUAUUUCUUCGAUUUCCCUUUUUCUUCAAUCCAUUUACGCAUCAUGGAUUAUCCUUUUUUAUUCCGUUAUGUUAUGUUUGAUGUUAAAACUUAAACUCUUAAUGAGUUCUGAAUUUGCAUAUCUAUUCCAUUCCCCUUUGUUAAUGAUCACUUCUCAUUUCGCUUCCAUUUGUUUGCUUUGUUUGGUUAAUAUAAUUCAUCUAUUUUUUAUGCUUUCACACAUUACAUAUAAUAUUGCUUUUUUGAACGUAGCUAAUUCCACAAUUAAUAUACUCUUUCAAAAUUCAUUCAUUCUCGUCUGC